AUGAAUAAAGAAUAAGAGAUUUUUAGUAGUUCAAUAGCAAUUAAAAGUAAGAUAUUUUCCAAUCAAUAGAAGGGACAUAAGAGCAUUAUGGGUCUCUUUGGCAUUUCAAUUCUAACAAAUUAUUUAAGUUGAAAUUCUAGACUACUUAAGAAAAUGGGGAGAUAAUAUAUAAAACAGAUGAUGGAUAAAUAUUAAGAGUGUAAAUUUAUUGCUUCUAGCAUAGUGAUUUAGUCGAGGAGGAAUAAAAUUAUGUAAUUUUAGAGAAUUUAGACUACAUUAAACAUCUUUAAUGGAUAGGAGCAGAUAGAUAGAAAAUAAAAGUUGGAAAGUGGAUAGCCACAUGGAAGGGAGAAGUAUUAAAAGAUGUUGGAGGAUGGUAUUUUGAUGGGAAGAAAUAAGGGAUUUGGAAAGAGCCGAUUAGUAAUUACAGAAUGUAAAUAAUAUUCAUUAAUACUAACAGAAGGGCUUAAGUAUUUUAAAGUGGUGAAUACUUGAAUAAUUAGCGUAAGGGAUAUUGGAAAUUUACAUUUGAAAAUGAUGAAAUGUAAUAUAUAUUUAUUAUGAUAUUGUUACUUAGUGGAGGUGGGUAUUACAAUGAAUAAGGUUUGAAAUCUGGUAAGUGGAUAGAAAUAUCUGAAAGUUUUUAUCAGUAAUAAAAAUAAAUAAAAUUAAUUUAAGCUAAAGCUAAAUCACUUAUGAAGGUGAAUACUAAAACGGUGUAAAAAAUGGCGUUUGGAGAAUCAAUUAUCAUUAAAUAGAUGCUAAACCAAAAGUACAAAUGUAUAAAAUUAUAUCAUUAAUAUAAAGAGGUGGAGGUAUGUACGACAAGAAAGGCUUAAAGUAAGGAAAUUGGGUUGAGGUGAAUGAUCAUUUCAGGAGGUAUGAAUAUAUUGGUAAUUUAAUUUUAGGGGAAGUUAAAUUAAAUUUAGUGGGUCUUAUCUGAAUGGGCAAAAAAUAGGUCAAUGGGAUAUAUAUUAUAGAUGUGAUCACAAUAGACCUUUUGAAUUGAUGUAAAAAGUUUCAAGAUAUAUUAAUCCUAGAGGUGGAGGAUUUUUUACCUAAUAAAAUGAGAAAAAUGAUUAUUGGAUUGAAGUUGCGGACAACUAUUAUUAGUAAAUAUUAAUUUGAACAUUUAUUGAAUAGGGAUGGAUAAUUUAUUUAUUAAGGAAAUUACAAGGAGGGAAAGAAAGUUGAUAAAUGGGAAAUCGGAUAUAGAAAACAUAAUUAAAAUAAAUUUUUGGCAAUGUAAAUUUAAUAAUUAAAUAUCUAAGAUGGGGAGGAUAAUACGAUAACGAAGGGGAAAAAACUGAUGAAUGGGAAGAACCAACCGAAAAUUGUUAUUUGUAUUAAUUUAUACAUUCACUGUGAUUUAUAGUUAAGGGUUCGCCUUUUAUAAAGGAAAAUAUAAUUAAGGGAGGAAAAUAGGUACAUGGAAAAUUGAAACGACAUAAGAUUUAGUUAAGUAAAUGAAAAUUUUAUUAAAUUUAGUUCUGGUUGUGGAUUUUAUGACUAGCAAGGUUUGAAGAACGGACCUUGGAUAGAGAUACCUGAAAACUAUUCAAAGUAAUGAUAUUUUGAUAAGUAGAUAUAAUUAGGUUGAAUUUUCAGGAGAAUAUGAAUAAGGAAGAAAAAUUGGAAUUUGGAAUAUAAAAUAAAAUGAUAUCACGUUAGUUCAAUAAUUAAAUUUUAGAAUAUCUUUCAAUAUUGGAGACUGCUAUGAUGAAUAAAAUUUGAAGAAUGGAUUUUGGAUAGAAUUGGAUGACGAGUUUUCAAAGUAAUUUAAUAAAAUAGAAAUAAUAGUAGAGACCGCUAGGUUAUUCAUAGAGGUGAAUACAAAAAUGGAAUGAAAAUAGGUUAAUGGGAUAUUUGUAGGAUUGAAGGAUAAGAUAAUUAUCCAAUUAUGUAAAAUUGAUUUAAUUUUAAUAAAAUCAAAAGUGGGGGAGGAUAAUACGAUGAACGAAGCUUAAAAAAUGGAAGAUGGGUUGAGCUGGACAAUAAUUAUAAUUGGUACAUUUUAGAAUUGAUUUGAAUUUUAGCCAUAAUUAGCUCAAAUAUGAAUGUGAAUAUAAAGGUGGGAUAAAAGUAGGUAGAUGCGAUAUUUCAUAUAGAAGUUCUAAUGACGAAACAUUCGAGUUGAUGUAAAUAGUUUGAUAUUAAUAACAUUUAGUGGUGGUGGAGAAUAUGACAACCAAGGGAUAAAGUAGGGUAAAUGGACUUCUUUAGCUUUAACCUUCUCAGAGUAAAUUAUUAUCAUUUAUUCUUUAAUUAGUGUUUUCUAAGUGAUUGAGUAGGGCUAAAUAAAAGAUGGCUAAAAAGUUGGUAGAUGGACAAAUCAUUUUAGAACUGGUUGCAAUUAAAAAUUUGAAGAAUUGUAUAUAAAAUAAGCUAAAGAUAUUUUUAGAGGAGGAGGGGAUUACAAUGAGCAGGGAAAAAAGAAUGGAAGUUGGAUGGAUAUAUGCGAAUCUCUUCCGACAAAUCACACAUAAACCGUAUUUUGUGGAGAAUACAAAAGGGGGAAAAAAAUAGGUCUUUGGAAUUAAAUGGAAUUAUAAAAAGUUGGAAAUUAAGUAAUAAUGAAGUAUGGUCUUGAACAAAAGUAUGAUAACUGA
Messenger RNA from Paramecium octaurelia, 2609 nucleotides. The record is from the annotation of a GenBank genome assembly. NCBI's taxonomy places the organism in Eukaryota, Ciliophora, Oligohymenophorea, Peniculida, Parameciidae.